Messenger RNA from Megalops cyprinoides (Indo-Pacific tarpon), 1641 nucleotides. It is a transcript of the gene slc22a7b.1, whose product is annotated as solute carrier family 22 member 7b, tandem duplicate 1. Bases 1 to 1641 code for a protein of 546 amino acids. Gene Ontology annotation, cellular component: membrane. The record is from RefSeq and is a predicted model, not a curated record. The transcript has 10 exons. Lineage: Eukaryota; Metazoa; Chordata; Actinopteri; Elopiformes; Megalopidae. Gene Ontology annotation, biological process: transmembrane transport. Gene Ontology annotation, molecular function: transmembrane transporter activity.
AUGAAGUUUGAAAAUCUCCUUGCUGAAAUUGACGGCUUUGGGAGGUAUCAGUUUCUGAUUGUCCUCCUUCUGGUAAUCCCUCGGAGCACGCUUCCCUGCCACUUCCUCCUGAAUAACUUCAUCGCAGCCGUGCCUGCACACCGCUGUGACAUCAGCGGUCUGGAUAAUGGAGGCAUAUUUGAGAAUCUGACCCAGGAUCAGAGGCUGAAAGUCAGCAUCCCAGCAGAGGAAGAUGGGACCCUGAGUUCCUGCAAGAUGUUUGCAGAACCUCAGCUCCAUCUCCUGCACAACUCCUCAAGCCCUGCUGAUGUGUCUGUAGUACCGUGUCAGAAUGGAUGGGUGUAUGACACCAGCACCUUCACUUCAACUUUGGCAACUGAGUGGGACCUAGUCUGCGACAGGAAAGGCAUGAACAAAGCCACAGCCACCAUCUUCUUCAUUGGAGUGAUGAUUGGAGCUGCAAUAUUUGGCAGCCUCAGUGAUAAAUUUGGCCGGAAGCCUAUGUUGCUUGUGUCCUAUCUGUCAGCAAUGGCGUUUGGAUUUGCCAGUGCUUUCUCAAAAUCCUACGUAAUGUUUGCCGUCAUGAGAUUUUUCACCGGACUAGGAAUCACUGGGAUAAGUAUCAUUUCAAUGGUUCUCAGUGUGGAGUGGGUUGACAUUGAGCACCGGACGUUUAUUGGUGUGAGUGUCAGCAUGGACUGGGCAUUUGCUAGCAUGAUGCUGUCAGGCAUUGCCUAUGCAGUGAACGACUGGAGAUGGCUGGUUGUUACUGUCACAUCUCCUCUGUUUUUGGCUAUAAUCACUUGGUGGUGGGUCCCAGAAUCUGCACGGUGGCUGAUAGCCAAUGGAAAGGUGGAAAAGGCACACAUGUACCUGGAGAAGUGUGCAAAGAUUAAUAAUAGAAAGAACUUUGUAACUGAUAUCAAGCCAGAGUCUCUUUCCACUGUAGUGGAAGUGGAUAGUGGAAGCAAGAGCUACUCCUAUCUGGAUUUAGUGAGAACACCAAGAAUGAGGAAACUGGCUUUACUCACUGGUACAGUAUGGUAUGGAGUUGCCUUGACAUAUUAUGGGAUCAGCUUGAAUAUCACAGGAUUUGGUCUGAAUAUCUACCUAACCCAGUUCAUUUAUGGCGCAAUCGAAAUCCCUGCCAAAAUAUUAAUUUAUUACAGUCUGGAUAGAGUAGGCAGGCGAUACAGCCAAGCAGGCACACUGGUUUUGACUGGAGUCUGCAUUGCAAUCAACAUCAUUAUUCCCAAAGAUUUGUGGCUGUGUCGCACCAUUGUCGCAGUGCUUGGGAAAGGUUUUUCAGAGGCUGCCUUUACCACAGUCUACCUUUACACGGCAGAACUCUACCCCACUGUUCUAAGACAAAAUGGACUCGGGUACAGUUCUUUUAUGGCACGACUAGGGGUGUCUAUUGCUCCACUGAUCAUACUACUUGAGGAUGUGUGGAUGCAUCUUCCUCAGGUCAUAUUCUGUGCAGUGGCCAUUUUCUCUGGGCUAGUCGCCUGGCUGCUCCCAGAGACUCACAAUGUUCGUCUGCCAGAGACCAUCGAGGAUAUUGAGCAAACGAGGAAAAGGUCUAUUUGCAUGCUCACCAAAAGCACUGACUCUCCUUUCAAGCCAUGCAGUGAAACCUAA